CCCACAUGUCAUCAAGUAUCCUCCCGUAACAUGUCCUCUCCAGAGAUCGCCUCUCUCUCCUGGGGCCACAUGAAGGUGAAAGGAUGCUCCUCCAGCUACAAGGACUGUAAGGUCUGGCCUGGAGGCAGCCGGGCCUGGGACUGGAGAGAGACUGGGACCGAUCAUUACCCAGGAGUACAGCCUGCUGACCUGGAGGAGGUGCUGAAGAAGGGAAUAGACUUGCUGGUCAUCGGCAGAGGCAUGAGUGAAGCUCUGCAGCAGGUAUCCUCCCGUAACAUGUCCUCUCCAGAGAUCGCCUCUCUCUCCUGGGGCCACAUGAAGGUGAAAGGAUGCUCCUCCAGCUACAAGGACUGUAAGGUCUGGCCUGGAGGCAGCCGGGCCUGGGACUGGAGAGAGACUGGGACCGAUCAUUACCCAGGAGUACAGCCUGCUGACCUGGAGGAGGUGCUGAAGAAGGGAAUAGACUUGCUGGUCAUCGGCAGAGGCAUGAGUGAAGCUCUGCAGGUUCCCUCCUCCACUCUGGACUUCGUGAAGCAGAAAGGGGUCGACGUCAGAGUCUUGCAGACGGAGAAGGCCGUCGCUGAAUACAACAAACUGGCUGGGCAGGGCGCCAAGGUGGGCGGGGUCUUCCACUCCACCUGUUGAUGAUUUACAGAGGAUGAAGAGAUCAAAUGUUGUUUAAACAACUUCAGUUUGCCACUGAUAUAAUUUCAAACAUCACUUUUAGAUCAAAAUGAAGAUUCAGUACAAGUACAUUUGACUUUAGAGGCAAAUUUGGUGGAACGUAAAAGUACAAUGACCACUUUUCAACUCUCAGUUAAAAAAGAGAUUUUGGUAAAACGCAAUGAAUGUACAGCAGAGUCUAUUUUUAAUGAGGUGAAAAUGUAUUUAUGCUUGUUUGCUACACAUAAUAAAAAGAGAAAAAAACUCCA
Molecule: messenger RNA, 932 nt
Organism: Micropterus salmoides (largemouth bass)
Lineage: Eukaryota; Metazoa; Chordata; Actinopteri; Centrarchiformes; Centrarchidae
Product: mth938 domain-containing protein
Exons: 5
Coding region: 31-645 (204 amino acids)
Biological process (GO): positive regulation of fat cell differentiation
Cellular component (GO): cytoplasm
Source: RefSeq, a predicted model, not a curated record